Phytophthora nicotianae INRA-310 is the source of this 189-nucleotide messenger RNA. RefSeq lists its product as hypothetical. Lineage: Eukaryota; Oomycota; Peronosporomycetes; Peronosporales; Peronosporaceae. The transcript has a single exon. Bases 1 to 189 code for a protein of 62 amino acids. The record is from RefSeq and is a predicted model, not a curated record.
AUGCCGCUUAUCGUGUCUGCAGCACCAAAAAGCAGAAAAAUCCAACGUCAUCGCGCGAAGAUCGGCCUGGACCAGCUAAACAGCGACGUUUCUCCAAACACCAGCACCACGCACGCAGAACAUGACAUUCCGUUGAGCCCCGAUGACUCAAUCCGGAACGCAACAGUGCUCGAAUCUAACCCAGCAUGA